This is a messenger RNA of Lathyrus sativus (Indian pea), 1203 nucleotides long. The record is from the annotation of a GenBank genome assembly. Lineage: Eukaryota; Viridiplantae; Streptophyta; Magnoliopsida; Fabales; Fabaceae.
AUGGAACAACCGAAAGAAGAAGAAGCAGUUACAGCGACGGCGAUGAAUCAAGCCGAAAAUGACGAGCACGAUUCCAAGGAGAAAGUUCUCAAAAAGUACUUCCUUCAAGAAUGGAACCUCGUCAAAGCAUUCAUCGACGACACCGUUUCCAAUGGCCGCGUAUCCGAUCUUGCAUCCGCUCACGAUAUCAGAUCCAUUAUGGAUAAGUAUCAAGAGCAAGGUCAACUUCUAGAGCCUUACCUAGAAAGCAUAGUUCCGCCAUUGAUGAACAUUAUUCGAUCACGAACAAUCGAACUCGGAGUAGUUUCCGACGAAAUUCUGGAAAUAGUGAAUCCAAUAUGCAUAGCUGUGCAUUCAUUAAUUCAUGUUUGUGGAUACAAAUCAGUGAUUAGAUUCUUUCCACAUCAAGUUUCUGAUCUGGAACUUGCGGUGUCUCUACUUGAAAAGUGUCAUCCGAGGAAAUCAGUUUCAUCGUCGAGAGUGGAAAGCACGGGAGAAAAUGAAGCGAAAUGCGUGAUGUUGUUGUGGCUUUAUAUACUUGUGCUGGUUCCUUUUGAUAUAUCUAGUGUUGAUACUAGCAUUGUGAGUAGUGAUAAUCUAAGUGAGUUUGAGAUUGUACCUCUUGUGUUGAGGAUAAUAGGGUUCUGUAAGGAUUAUCUCUCAACUGGCGGGCCUACGAGUUCUAUGGCUGGACUAGUGCUCUCGAGGCUACUUACUCGUCCAGAUAUGCCAAAAGCCUUUACUAGCUUCGUCGAGUGGACACAUGAGGUCAUGACUUCUGUAACUGCAGAUGUACUCCAGCAUUUUGAAGUACUCGGUACCAUUGAAGCACUGGCUGCUAUUUUCAAGGCAGGCAGUCGGAAUCUCUUGCUUGAUGUAAUUCCUGUCGUUUGGAAUGACACAUCAUUGUUGUACAAGUCCUCAAUUGCGGCUAAAAAUCCAUUGCUCCGCAAGUAUCUGAUAAAGUUAACCCAAAGGAUUGGGCUUGCUUCCCUUCCUCAUCGUUUACCCUCAUGGCGUUAUACGGGAAGAACCGCCAAACUAAAUAUUUCUUUGAAUGCAUCCAGUAAAGCUAAUCAGUCCAAUUUGGGUGUGAACGACAAUUACUCCAACUCAAUUGAACUUACAGAUGAGGCAAAAAUUGGAAUUAUGGGAAGAAAAUUUGAGUGCUUCUGUCAGUCUUCAGGUCUUGGAAGUGACUGA